UCUCCUUCUCCUCCUCUUGCCACCACCACCAUCUCCUUCGCAGAGUAAGAACACACUUUACCAUUAUAAAAGGACGGAUCAUGGCAAUUAUGGCAUGGGUCCAGCCAUGAACAACACCAACACUAUAGGAGUGAUGACGACGAUGCAAUCCACUCACAAUAUGUUGACGCACAUGACCUUCUUCUGGGGUAAGAAUGCUGAAAUUCUCUUCGAUGGCUGGCCUAGCACCAGAACCGACAUGUACGUUUUGGCCUUGAUAUCUGUGUUUGUCUUUGCUUUUUUCGUUGAGUGGCUCUCCCAUUGCCAAUUGAUCAAGCUUGGCUGUACCGACCUGGCUGCCGGUUUAAUCCAGACUUUAUUGCACGCUUUCCGGAUUGGUUUGGCCUACCUGCUCAUGUUGGCUAUUAUGUCCUUUAAUGGUGGUGUUUUCUUGGUGGCUGUGGCCGGCCAUACUGUUGGGUUCUUGUUUUUUGGGAGUAGGGUCUUCAAGAAAUCGCCACCACCUGCAAAAGCUUCUGAUCUUCCCCCUAUGUGUUGUUGAAUGUUGUCCAGAGGAAAAUGGUGUCUGGUUCUUGGGUUUGCAUUUGCAGAUUCUCCAAUGAUUACAUGUCUUGAAAGAAUAAUUACACGUAGAAUUGAAUAUGAAUAGUGUUGGAUUGAGGUGUACGAUCUGUAUUGUUAAUGAAAGUUUGUCAAAAUAAGCCUAAA
Molecule: messenger RNA, 708 nt
Organism: Hevea brasiliensis (rubber tree)
Lineage: Eukaryota; Viridiplantae; Streptophyta; Magnoliopsida; Malpighiales; Euphorbiaceae
Product: copper transporter 1-like
Exons: 1
Coding region: 95-541 (148 amino acids)
Biological process (GO): copper ion transmembrane transport; intracellular copper ion homeostasis
Cellular component (GO): plasma membrane
Molecular function (GO): copper ion transmembrane transporter activity
Source: RefSeq, a predicted model, not a curated record